This is a messenger RNA of Condylostylus longicornis, 2594 nucleotides long. It is a transcript of the gene emc, whose product is annotated as protein extra-macrochaetae. Gene Ontology annotation, cellular component: cytoplasm; nucleus. Gene Ontology annotation, biological process: cell differentiation; circadian regulation of gene expression; negative regulation of transcription by RNA polymerase II. Bases 461 to 1054 code for a protein of 197 amino acids. NCBI's taxonomy places the organism in Eukaryota, Metazoa, Arthropoda, Insecta, Diptera, Dolichopodidae. The record is from RefSeq and is a predicted model, not a curated record. Gene Ontology annotation, molecular function: protein dimerization activity; transcription regulator activity. The transcript is spliced from 2 exons.
AAAAUAUAGUUUCAUUUCAAACGGGUAUUUCAUACGGUUAAGUUCAUAAUUGCAUGCUUAGGAAAUAAAAAAUUAAAUAAAAAAAAAAGAAAAAUCGGACGGAAAAAGGAAAACUAUAAAAUAUUUGUGCAUGAUAAUUAAGUUAAUGUUUUUUAGAAUUUAUUUAUAAAAAGAUAAAUCGAUCCCGAUAGAGAAGAAAGGAUUACUUUAAAGAUAAUAUUAAAAGUACACAUAUACGUAUAUAUAUUUGUGAACAAAUUCUAAAUUAAAAAAAGGAUAACUAUUGUAUUUAAAAUAGAUUUAACCAAAAGCAAAAUUUAAAAGUUUCAAAAAAGGAAAAAUGCCUAUUUGUGUUUAUUAAAAAAAAUUAAAAGAUUUAUACAAAAUAAAUAAUUUAAAAAAAUUGUUUUAUAAAAUACAAUAAUUAUCAAUAAAAACUUUCAACUGAAAUAAAUUAGAUAUGAAAACUAUAACUGCAAUAACAACUGGUGGUUCUGGUGUCACAAAUGGACGCAUAUCACGUCGUCAAAGUGAUCAUGGUAGUGGUGAAAAUGCUGAAAUAAAAAUGUAUUUAUCAAAAUUAAAAGAUUUGGUACCAUUUAUGCCAAAAAACCGUAAAUUAUCGAAAUUGGAAAUAAUACAAAAUGUUAUCGAUUAUAUAUGUGAUUUACAAAAUGAAUUAGAAACUCAUCCUACAAUGAGUGCAUUUGAUGCAUCAACAGCAUUAAGUGAUGAUUCAAAUGAUAAUCAUCAUUAUAAUAAUAUUAAUAUUAAUGAAAGAAAUAAUAAUAAUAAUAUAAAUAAUCAUUAUAAUAAUAAUAAUAGUAAUAGCAAUAUAUACAAUACUAGUAACAACACUUAUAAUAUUAAUUCUUCAACUAGUCAUAAUCAUCAUUUACAUCAGAACUCACAGUAUCAAUAUCUAGUUAGAAGACCAUUAGUUGAUAGAUCAUCACCAAAUACAAUAUUAAGUGAUAGUGAGAUCCAUCAACAAAAUUUAAUAAAUAAUCAACAAUUAAUACACUCGCAUACGAUGGCUGAUAAAUCUGCUUGACCUACUUGUGCAUAUUUGAAUAAGAGAUCUCGUUUACGAUGAAAUACUAAUUUCAUGACUAAUAUACAAAAAUGAAAUCCUCGUAUAAAAAUUUUAUAGAUAUAAUUAAUAUAAUAUUUUUAAUUAUACACUUUUUAAAAAAUUGAAGAUUAAAAAAAAAAAUAUUGCAAAGCAAAUUUUAACAAUUAUUAUUUAACACAUUUUUGUAAAUUUACAGAGUUAAAUAUCAAUGUUUUUUUAUUUGCUUGAAAUUAAAAACUUGUUACUUUUUUUUUAUUUCUAGUUUCUUGAGUGUAGUAAAUAUUUUAAGUUUGCGAAUAGGAUUAUUUUUAAUUUUGGUUAGAACAGUAAUUGUAAUCGUUUUCUUUUUAUUAAGGUAUCACCAUAAUUAAAAAUUUAUUACUACAUGUGUAAAAAUUUCCAAAAAAAAACAAAAGUUAAUACGUUAAUUAAACAUAUACAUAUACACACUAAUGUACAUUUAUCAUUUAUUUGACUAUAUAGUUGAAAACUGAAUCAAACCAACAUUUAAACAUGAAUAAAUUUAAAAUAUCACAUUAUAAUGUAAAAAAAAUUAUAAUGUACAGGGAUACAAAAACUUUUUCUUGUUUUGGAAAAAACAUUUUAAAAAUUAAAAUUUUAAAAUUUUUUUAAAAUUAUGUUUUUUUAAUUGAUCAAUCUUAUUCACGACAAAAUUUUAUUUACAAUGGAACUUUAACAUUGCAUCCUAUAUUAUUAACAAAAAAAUGGCAAUCGUAUAAGAUGGCAGUAUAGUUUUAAUUAUAUUAAUCUUUAAUCAUCAUAAUAUAUUUGUUAUGUUCUUAAUUAUUGCAAACAAUAUUUAUUGCAAUUCACUGUUUGAAUUCAAAUGAAUAAACUUGUGUUUGAAAUGUUUCUUUUAUGUCAUACUAGAAAUAAAAAAGAACAUAAGGCAGAUAAUUUUACAUACAGAAAUAAAAAAAUGCAAAACUAAUUUGAAAAAUUUUUAGUUUUUGAAUUAUCAAUUUAAUUAUGCAAAUUCUUAUAGAAAAAUUUUUGUCCUGGUUUAACAUUAAAUUUGAAUUAAUUGCAAUUUUUGCAUUUUAAAAUUUACAAUGCUGUCAGUAUUAAAAAGUAUCUUAUACUCAGGCAUUUUAGAAAAACCAAAUAAAUUUGAGAAAUUUCAUAGAAUGGAAAUUAUUUUACAAUGAACCAUUUAAUACUUUUAUGACUUUUAAUUUUUAAAAUUUGAGCAUUUUGAUAAAGGAACUAAACUUAAAAGUUAAGUAGAAUUAUUUAUAUGCAUGAAAAACAUUUUUUUCUUUUAGAACGAAUUAAAGUAAAAAAAACAUGUACAUACACCCAAAUAUAUUUUUGAAAUCCAAAAAAGAAUAAAACAUUUGAUGAACAAAAACAUUGAAAAAAUUAAUGUUAAAAUAAAAUUUUAAAUUCUCUGUGAUCCGUAGAAUGUUAUUAUGUUUUGUACAAAGUGUAUAGAAUUCUUAUAAGCUUUUAUUAGUUUAUAAUUAUAUAAUAUUAAAAAAAUAUUAUAAUAAAGUAA